This is a messenger RNA of Trypanosoma conorhini, 855 nucleotides long. RefSeq names its product trans-sialidase. Bases 1 to 855 code for a protein of 284 amino acids. The transcript has a single exon. The record is from RefSeq and is a predicted model, not a curated record. Lineage: Eukaryota; Euglenozoa; Kinetoplastea; Trypanosomatida; Trypanosomatidae.
AUGCCAACGGACGGGCCGGUUGGGUUUUUGUCGAACGGAGGCAACAAUACUCACUGGAAGGACGAGUGCCUUGGGGUGAAUGCCACGGUGUCUGGAGAAGCAACGAAGGUUGAUAACGGCUUUGAGCUGGCAGGGCGUGGCGCAUCGAUUGUGUGGCCGGUGGGCAGAGGACGGCGGAAUCCCGGGCAGGGUUCUGUGGGCGAAGAGUUGACUCUUGUGGCGACGGUGACCAUCAACAAAGCGCCACCGACCGCCACCCCACUGCUGGGCGUGGGGACAACGUUCACUGUGUUGUAUCUGGGGCUGUGGUACGACGAGCAGAAGCACUGGAGGACGAAGCUCAGAUCAGAAGCAGGAGCGGAUGCACAAACGAUGGCGUGGGAGGAGGGGAGGGCAUACCGAGUGGUGCUCACGGUGGAAAACGGCACGGGCUCGGCGUACGUCGACGGGCAGUUUGUGGGGACUUUGGAGGGGAACCCUCCAUUUACUGAUGUGCUUCCUCCGCAUCUGCCUCCCCCUGAGCGACCUCAGCGUGAGAGGCCGCCGGAGAGGGUCUCGCACAUCCUCGUUGGGGAAUACAGGUACGGCGAAGUAAACGCAGAGUUCCACGUGACGGUGAAGAACGUCUUGCUGUACAACCGCUGCUUCAACGCCAGUGAGGUUGCCGCGCUGGAGAGGAAAGAAGAGGAUGCGUCGGCGCCGGGCCUAAACAACGCCUCCGCCGCACUUGCAAAGGAGGCUGCGGGCAGAGUGCAGAGGGAGGCUGGGGGCGGCGACGGUUCUGCGCGCGGGCGUGUGUCUGCGGUGCUCUCGCUGCUUCUGCUUGGGGUGUGGGGCCUCUCCGCGCUGUGCUGA